Molecule: messenger RNA, 583 nt
Organism: Colius striatus (speckled mousebird)
Lineage: Eukaryota; Metazoa; Chordata; Aves; Coliiformes; Coliidae
Gene: NDUFS5
Product: NADH:ubiquinone oxidoreductase subunit S5
Exons: 2
Coding region: 98-418 (106 amino acids)
Biological process (GO): mitochondrial respiratory chain complex I assembly
Source: RefSeq, a predicted model, not a curated record
GUGGCGGUGGCGCUUUCCGGCGGAUCGCGGCGGCCGUGAAGGACGCGGCGGCUUCGGGCGGGGAGAGCGGAGGCCGCGGCGGCUCCAGCUCACAACCAUGCCCUUCCUGGACCUGCAGCGCCAGCUCGGCAUCGACCUGGACCGCUGGCUGCUGCGGCAGAGCAUGCCGCAGCCUUACAGCCGCGCCGGGGCCUGUCACGCCUUCGAGCGCGAGUGGAUCGAGUGCGGCCACGGGCUGGGCCAGACCCGAGCGCGCCGCGAGUGCGACCCCGAGUACCAGGACUUCAUGGAGUGCAUGCACCGCACCAGGCUGGCCGUGCGGCUCAGAACCAUCCUGGAGCAGCGGGAGAAGCUGAUAAAGGAGGGGAAGUACACACCACCUGACUAUCACCAGGGCAAGGAGAGCACCCAGCCCUGACCCGGGGGGCCGUGGCCGCUGGGCACCUGCACGUGGAGCCGCUCUGGGAGGAAAAGCUGCAGCGCGGGGCCUGGGGUGGCUGCAGUGCGGUGGGCUCUGCUCCCCCAAGGGAAAUGCCACCACGCUGGGCAUUGCCUGGGCUAGUAAAUGUCUCCUUAGGAACAA